UUGGUCUCUCCAGGCUCACACAGACGAGGAGAGACGUAGGCUGCUGGUCGGUGUGUAACAAAAGACACCUUUGGGAGACAGGGAGCAUUGUCCGUGUCGGAAACAGAAGUCAUCUGCAGCGGACCUGGUGGUUUAACCUAGGCUGGAGAAAUAUCGUGUCGCUGCUGCAUCCUUAAAGAAACCGAGAGGUGAGGAAAAGGGACGAAGAGGAUUCCUUAAAGUUUGCUUGCUCCGCCCUCACCACCUUCAUCCUCGUGGAAAUGUAGACGUAUCCCGAGGCAAGAAUGGUGUGGGGGUAGUUUUAUGGAGUCCGUGCUGCGAUCGGGUUCAAGUUUUUGGAAGAAGAAAAAGUGGCAGACACAUCGUGGAAAACUUUCCCCUGCGGAAGAACAAAGCGGCGACUGAGCUGGAUCUUCAAUCACCGCUCUGAGCACACAGAUUUGUAAGAUUCCAAAGAUGCGCCCGUUGAGCACGUCGCGGGGAUGUAAGCGAGGAGGAGCGUACAAGUCCGGGAUGAUGCAUUUACUAGUCCUCCUCGCACUCACUCUGUCCUGUCACUGCUGUCCGGACAGAUGCUUGUGCUCCUCACAAACUGUGAAAUGCCAAAACCAGGACUUGGACGCGAUUCCGAGCUCUUUUCCCACUACCACCAAAAUUAUUUUUGUGACGGGAAACAACAUCUCCUACAUCAACAAGGACUCUUUCCCCAUUCGUCUGGACAUGUUAACAGACCUCUAUCUCAGUGGGAAUGAGCUGGAGUCAGUGGGUGCCAUGGUGUUUGAAAACUUGCCAAACCUUGUGCGACUGGACCUGAGCAACAACAACAUCCAGGCUUUCAGUGAAAGAGCUUUACCUGUUGAGAAUACCCUUCAGGUUCUGAACCUCAGCAGGUCUUUUCACAAUCACUCCUGCAUGGAUGCGGUCCUGAGUGUCCUGCAGAGUGGGAAUCUCCUCAUGCUCAAAGUCUUGGACCUUUCCAACAAUGACCUUGUGAUUCUUCCGGAUGACGCAUUCAGCAGCCUCUCCAACCUGGUCAACAUCAGCCUGCAGAACAGCACCAUCAUCUCCGUCCUGAACGGGACCCUGAAGGUUCCCCCACUGCGUGACCUUGACCUGAGAGACAACAGCCUGAGGGUUCUGCCUACCACCACCCUGGCAGAGUUCAGCCUCAAGCCUGAUCUCAGCCUCUGGCUGGCGGGGAACCCCUGGCGCUGCGACUGCUUCAUUGAGGAGAUGUUGCUGUGGUUGAAAAACUCCACUCAGGUAAUGGACUCGCAGAACCUCACCUGUGCCGGCCCAGAGGCCCUGAGGCACCAGCCACUUCUUCAGGUAGAGCUGUCGCAGCUGAAAUGUUUGGGCGAGAUGGAGGGUGUGCUGGAGACUUCUUAUGUUUUCUUGGGGUUGGUGCUAGCACUGAUCGGCGUCAUAUUCCUGCUGGUGCUCUACCUGAACAGAAAGGGCAUCAAGCGUUGGAUCUACAACAUCCGGGAUGCUUGUAGGGACCAUAUGGAGGGGUACCAUUACAGGUAUGAGAUAAACUCUGACCCACGUUUGGCCAACCUGAGCAUCAAUUCAGAUGUUUGAUCCAGGAUGGGACAGUGUCUGGGACCCCGCAGUGAGAUAUGAAAUGACAUAAAAUCUUAAGAUCUGCAUGAAAGUCUUCCUCCCCUUCUCCUUUCCCCCUCAUGAUGCUAUCCAGAUUUGACAUCUGCCAUCUAACUUAUCUCACAACCUCCAUUCAGCCACUGCCGCAUGUCUCCUACAAGACAAGGAAGCUGUGACAUUUACUGCGUCUCUUCUGCGUAACAUUGCAUGGACAAUGAAUCGUGACAACGAUUUUUUUUGGAGAGUUGCGAAAAAUGUUCUUUUCUUACUUUUCCUCAAGGACAUAUGGAUAGAGUACAUUGACUUUUAAGUGAACUAAUACCUGGCAAAAACACACUGCCGGUCAUUGCCUCCCUCUCAUUAUGCCUCUGCUUCAGAGGAAUGCUAUGCUGCUUGUUUAUAAGUUUGCUCUUUUAAUAAGUGAAUUUGUGAUAUAGAGUACGAGUUUUUUUUGGAAUGAUUAUAGUGCACAUUGCAUAGUUUUUUGGAUCUAGUAGGUGGAUGUGAUUGCUCUCUUUUUUCCUGUGAAGAUAUUCAGCUAAAUAAAAUGCUCUGGAUUGAUGGGACACAUUUUCGACUGAGGACCUUUAAUUUUAAGACUUGGAGACCACAUACACACACAACCAUAUACUUCUGUCUUAGUGAGGAAACUCAUUGCUAUAGUGCAUUCCCUAGCCCCUUACCCUAACUUUAACCAUCACAACUAAAUGCCUAACCUUUAAACCAAGUCUUUAAAACCUUCAAAUAGUCCAUUGAAAGAGGGACAGAAAGUGAGGACUGGCCAAAAUGUCCCCACUUUCUGAAAUGUUUUUACUCUAUAAAUUCUAAACCCAAAAUGGUUCUCACAGAGAUAG
Molecule: messenger RNA, 2459 nt
Organism: Pleuronectes platessa (European plaice)
Lineage: Eukaryota; Metazoa; Chordata; Actinopteri; Pleuronectiformes; Pleuronectidae
Gene: tpbg
Product: trophoblast glycoprotein b
Exons: 1
Coding region: 457-1584 (375 amino acids)
Biological process (GO): negative regulation of canonical Wnt signaling pathway
Cellular component (GO): plasma membrane
Molecular function (GO): protein binding
Source: RefSeq, a predicted model, not a curated record